GAAUCGUUGGCCAUUCGGUUGACAUCGACAAGAACUGCCAGCGAGUGCUGUGCUCAAAUGAGGACGGCGCCCUGCAUGUGUUCCCUGAUUUGCUGCAGUUGCUGACGCUGGACGCGCGCGUGGCUGUGCUGAAAGUCAUGGACACCUCGAGCCUGGAGUUGAAGCCGCUCAUCGCCAAGUACAAGGCCAUGCCCAAGAUGCCCCAGCCGGAUGAUAUCAAGAAGGUCAUUAACCAACUGGGGAGCACUUUGCUGGACAAGCUCAUGGCCCGCAUGGAUGCAUUUGAGAACCUUUUUGUGGAGCAGGCGACUUGUUGCAAGCAUCACUCGAAAAAGUGCGAUGUGUUCCCGGCCGCUCUCUUGCAGACCGACAGCGAGCGUGUGGCACAGGUGACGGGGGUGGCAAAGCUGACGGACCCUUUGCUCAUCUACAUGGCCGGGACCUCUUGCCAGGAUUGGUCAUCGAUGUCGCAGGUGCUGUCAUUGGCGGGCAAGACUGUGCUUCCGUUUGCGGUGGAGUUGCAACUAAUCCGGAGGAAGCGCCCACAUGUGUACUUUCAUGAGUGCACGAGAAACUUCAGGGCGUCAAUCCUGGAGAAGUUUCUCCCUGGCUACCGGGUGCAUUCAAUGAUCCAGCGGCCCACUGAGCGGGGGUUCCCGAUCCAACGUACAAGGAGGUACACCGCGUGCAUCAGGCUGGACAUGGAGCUGGUCCGACCCAUUGAGGAAAUCAAGAUCCUUGAUAGG
This is a messenger RNA of Effrenium voratum, 746 nucleotides long. The record is from the annotation of a GenBank genome assembly. Lineage: Eukaryota; Dinophyceae; Suessiales; Symbiodiniaceae.